Messenger RNA from Ixodes scapularis (black-legged tick), 891 nucleotides. Its product is annotated as juvenile hormone acid O-methyltransferase-like. The coding region runs from base 1 to 891 and encodes 296 amino acids. The record is from RefSeq and is a predicted model, not a curated record. The transcript is spliced from 3 exons. Lineage: Eukaryota; Metazoa; Arthropoda; Arachnida; Ixodida; Ixodidae.
AUGGCAACUCCUUCUUCCUAUGGGGACGCUGUCGGCAAGCAGCCUCUUGAAAUGGCAAUUGUUCCGGAGGCCUACAUCAAAGCCAAUAAAUUCCAGAGGGACCUCAACAUCAAAAGUCUCGACUCAAUGCAAAUGGCCUUCACCAGUUUACCAAACCGAAACCAGCAGUUCAUCGACCUGGGCUGCGGGACAGGCGACUUCACGCGUCAGGAGCUGUUGCCACGCUGCCAACCUUGCGGCAUAAUGGUAGCCACUGACGUGUCCCCGGGAAUGCUGAAGUACGCCAAGGAGAACUUCGCGCACUCGCAGAUUGCGCACGAGGUACACGACAUCGAGGGUGACGUCUCGGGGCUUGUCGAGAAGUACGGCAAGUUUGAGCGCGUCUACUCCUUCUUCGCCCUGAACUGGGCGGAGGACCUCGGAGCUGCUCUAAGAAAUGUGGCAGCAUUGAUGACCGACGAUGGGGAGUGCUUGCUGGUUUUCGCGGCUCGCACCAGUUUCUUCGUGGUGUGGAGGAAAAUUGUGGAGCUGGAUCGAUGGAAACAGUACAAAGGAGUUAUUGAGCGCUUUAUUCCCCCAAGCCAGGAUAUCGGAGACAGGUCGGCCCUUACUCCGUACAUGCUUGGCAUUCUUGAACGUGCCAACCUAAAGCCACGCACGUGCGAAGUCAUAAGCCAUGACAUAAUCGAAGGGGGUGUGGACGAAUUCAUCCAAGUCGAACUCUCUACGGAUCCCAUUGCACCGUUGUUGUCGAAGGAAUUGAAGACGCUCUUUAAGACCGACAUGACGGAGAUUAUUCUCAAGAUGUGGAGUGAAGAACCGGCCGGGAAUCCAGAUUAUCUUCUGGAUAUUUUCCUAGUUCACGCAGGCAAAAUCUUAAAACGAGCAUAA